This is a messenger RNA of Aspergillus viridinutans, 1410 nucleotides long. Its product is annotated as F-box protein. Gene Ontology annotation, molecular function: protein binding. The transcript is spliced from 3 exons. The coding region runs from base 1 to 1410 and encodes 469 amino acids. The record is from RefSeq and is a predicted model, not a curated record. Lineage: Eukaryota; Fungi; Ascomycota; Eurotiomycetes; Eurotiales; Aspergillaceae.
AUGCUGACCAGACUACCAGAAGAGAUUGUUUGCGCUAUCGCCGCUCAACUUAGUCCCGCAACGCUGGCGGUGCUGUCAUGCGUCUCCAAGCGACUUCACGCCAUCUGCUUGCCCCUCCUUUACAAGCAGGUUGUUAUCGAUGGCCCCACCAUCGCGAAAUGGCGCCGGAUGGUCAACUCGGGUCAUUUAGCACCAACACAAGCAUAUCAUAUCGAGUUCUUGAGUGAUCUAUGCCUGGAAUCUGGAUUACGAUCAUUUAAACUCUGUGGGUACUGGGUCGGCCUCCUGGAUCAAGCGCUCGAUGGCCUGGAAAGCAACAGUGUUCUGCAUGAACUUCAAAGCCUCCAACAUCUGGAGACCAUCCUGCUCUAUCACCACCCAAAUCCACGCUGUAAUUUCAGAUGGAGACUACCCGAGUUUAAGAACCUUCAGUCACUCGCGCUUCAUCGCCUGGGAGAACGUGAAUGGAGGGACCAAACCUCUGAUGUGGUCAAAGUCCUGCUUGCAUCCCCAGGGCUAAGGGAUCUAGGGCUCAGCUUCGUUCCCGAAGCCGGACUGGACAACGACUUCCUUUGCAGGCUCAUCUCCGACUUUCGCUCGCGACGACAGCAACUUGAGCAGCCGGCUCUUCAGCUUAAAAGCCUACACCUGGGAAUCGGCACGAUGCCAUGGAGUAACCCGCGUUUUGAUAUGGCGGGUUAUCUCGAUGACUUGACGGACUUGUCUCAUCUCACUUCCUUACGGCUCGAUAAUAUGCACUACUUUCCCUUCCAGAGCCCGGUUGUUCCCUACAAGCCUAUAGACCCGACCCUUUUUCAACAUGCGACCAACCUCAGAAGGAUCUCAGUGGAGCGAUUCGGCCCGGAUAUUCUACGCCUUGUCCAGCUCCUGCAGGAGAUCCAAUCACCUCUGAGAUUAGACGCCCUCGAUGUACUGGAUUACGGCACCACACUACAACCGGAUAGUCCCGAAUUUGCAAAUGAAUACUUGCAUGAAUUCCACAUGCCUGAAUUUGUGGGCGAGCCCAUCUAUUCGGUUCCAUUGGACAAGACUGGAUACGCAUGGCGUCGACUCUGCUACUCAGGGCCCGUGGCCUGGGACAAUUCUAAGGAGAUGCUCAACAAGUCGCGGGAACUGCUGACACACUUUGUCGCCCGGUGUACAGCAUUAGAGGAACUCAUCAUUCCAAUCCAUAAUCGAGACGAAUUUGACGUCCUGAAGACAAAUGUCCUUCCUCGUCUGCCCAAUCUCCAUACCCUUCAUCUUCCCUGGCCAGAUCUGGCGGCUUUCUUGUCCGAUCUUGAAAAGCCGUGGCAUGAGCCGUACCAUCUCCACAAUAUGAGUGAGGAGGAAAAAGAACGGCUGUUCCAGAAAGACCGGGAACUGGACAGGGAGCAAGAGAAGUCCUGA